ACCAUCAAUGUUUUCCAUCUCACAAAACACAAUAUAUAUCCAUUGCUCACGCAUGGCUCCAUAAUCUUGGAUAGUCGGCCGCGUGGUUCGGUUUGUACAUGCCUCCUUUUGGGGUUUCGACUAAGUUUUGUGGUAUUCCGAAGGUGAAGCUAGCUCUUACUUGUGUUUGCCCGCAAGUAUUUGCAGCAGCAGUAAUAAGCGUGCCGCAGGCCCAGCUUGCUCUCUGCUAGUGUUUGCGCGCAGCAUGUCGCAGAAGACGCGAGGCCGCUACAGGCGGUACUUGGAACCGAACUCAACUGAUCAAGUACCAAAGCAGACCCUCAGCAGCAUUGCCAAGCGAGCGAAAACACGCAGCGCUAGCAAGGUUGUUGCACCAAACAAGCAGGCAGCGACCAUUGUUUGUGCAAAGGACUCUCCAGUUCAUCGGACAGCCAGUGUUUCUGAAGAUGCAUCUCGGGAUGGCAACCUGAGCAUGUUACCAGACAUGGCUGCUAGCUGCCUUGAUGAUGAACCGCCAAUGCCUUAUGCCAGCAACACAUGUGAAAGAGACGAGAGAGACGAAGAUGAAUGCUCUGUUCCUGCUCCCAGUGUUGCCAUGCAGGAUGUCGGCUCUGAAACCGAAGAAGAGGCCGACCAUACACAGGUGCAACAUGACAGCGAAGGUGACAGUGCAGCCGAAGAUUGUGACACGGAACAGUUCGGUUUGGAUGAUGCCCCUGAGCAGUACUUCUUGAAACUCUCAAAGGAAACGCUCCCUUCGCAGUCGACGACAAAGGCAGAGGCACUGUUGCUCAUCUUAGCUUAUGUUGUCAGUGCUGGACUGACGUGGGCUCAAAUUAGAGGUCUGCUAAUUUUGAUAAAUGCCCUGUUAGGAAGCAAUGUAGUGCCUGGAAGCACAUAUUUCUUCCGAAAGCUCUGGAAAGACAAGAAAGAACUGAUAAAGCUACAUUUUUUUUGUCACACUUGUCAUGAAUAUUUGGGGAAGUUCUCAAGAUCUGAAGAAAAUGUGUCGGUGACUUGUCAGUCAUGUGGCAUGGAGAAGACGCUUCAGAGCCUGAAGCAUUCUGGGAGUUUCUUCUUGAUGUUUGAUAUGAGGCAGCGGAUGCUAGAUAUAUUGAAGAAUGUUGGUGGUGCACUGCUUCAAAACUUGCAGUUGCUGGCAUCGCGACGCUUUAUACCAGGAACAUACAGUGACAUCACUGACGGUGAUUUGUAUAGAAGCAUAAGGAAACAGUUUAAUAUGAGUUGGUCAGAUUUGACACUGUGCUUCAAUACAGAUGGUGCACCAGUUUUUGAAUCGAGCAAAUAUUCAAUUUGGCCAAUUCAAAUUCUUUUGAACGAGCUUCCUGCUCAAGUCCGGUGGCAAAAUAUAGCAAUUGGUGCUCUGUGGUUUUCAAAAGUUCACCCUCCAAUGCAUCUUUUCAUUGGCAAAUUUGUUGAAGAGCUUGCCAAUAUUGGAACUCUUACAUGGUCCCAUGGUGGAAGACGAAUCAAAUCAGCGGUCCAUGCAGUUACUUGCUGUGUUGAUUCGCCAGCUAGAGCUGCAGUUCUGAACAUGAAGCAAUUCAACGGCUACUUUGGCUGUAGUUGGUGUUUGGAGAGAGGCACAGCUGUAGAAGGAACACUGAAGUACUUGUGCCAUGCAGAGCCAGCCCCAGAAAGGACGCAUGAAGGUGUUUUCAAGGCGAUGCUUCAAGCUGUACACCAGAGAACUACAGUCGCUGUGUGACGGAUCUUGGAAUCGGGGCCGAGGUGCACCAGGCAGGUGUAUGCUGACGGCAAGGGUCCAGCAAGGGCUGAUGUUGAGGACCGUGUCAUCCAUUGGUGCUCUGAUGGCACUGGCAUAGUACAGCAAAAGCUGGUGUCUGCACGAUCAGUCGCAGCUGAUUCAUGCUAUUUCACAAGCUUAGCUGCAGGAACAAUGCAAAGGACAGGUGGAGGUGGCUGGUGCGAGAAGCCGUCGGGAGUGGUGUCUUGGUGUGGUAAUCUCGGUGUAUCUGCAGUAUCAAUGUCUCAUGAGGGAUUCCGAUAGCUGUCAUUGCUUAAUUUAUUAAGAGCAGGUUUACUUGCUGCUGGGGACAUGAAUAUAGAGUACACGAAUUUGGCGGCAGCAGUGAUACCAGAAAAAGCGGCAGUUGUGUAGGACUUGCAGCUGCAGCAUGGUGGCGUGGUGCCUUACUCAUGCUGAGGUAGAAUUGACACUCAAGCUGAAUGAAUACAUGGCAAGGCUACAUCUGUGAAACUUUUGCAGUUCAGGCAUCUGUGGGGAUCAAGAGCACUGCUCUUCAGAAGACGGUCUACUUGCUCCUGCUUGCUAGGAGAAUUCCUAUGACAACAAAGUUGGGGCGGUGGUGGUGGUUGCUCGAAGUGGUCCUUGGACUGUCAUGUAGAGAAAGUGUGCCUGGUAGAGUGAGUGGUAAAGCCUCGGAAAUGGUUGUGAGAGGUCACCAGAUACAACAGGUUGGGAUGAGAGCCCGUGGCAGUGUGUAAGGAAGAAGUGGGAUUUGUAAAGAAGCGGACAGGAUUUGUGGUUGGCUCAGUUUUCUUUUGUGGGAACAGCAGGUGUGCGGACUUAUCUGAGCUGGUGUGACAACUCAUGGGAUGAAGAGAGGUUGAAGGUCUGGACUGGCAUGUGAUAACAUUCAGCAUGGGUGAACAUGGGUAAGCAUUGUGAAGAUAUGCAAUGAGGCCACUGGUCAUGGGGUGAAAGUGGUCAUGACAGCGUGCUGGGAGGAAGACGAAGUAUAGUAGCCGAUUACGCUGUGCCGCAGGUUCUUACAGAUGUUUGGCACAGGAGGUGCCAUUCACAGUUCCACAAUUCGGCCCUCUGAAAGCUCCCGUAAUGCAUGGUGGUAAUGCAGCAGUAAGUCAGUCACAUUGUUAGUGAAAUGGCUGUCCGGCUGGCUAAACCAGAGGGCUCGUUAGGCGAUGCAGAACUCCAGGAGGCCGUGGAGCUGUGGGAAGUCGGCUGGUACAAAAAGGCUGCCGUCGCACUCGCUCUAAGUAGCUGUGCUUGUGCUUGCAUGGUUGGCUCGGUUGCCUGAAGUCGCCAUUCCGUGAAGGUGGUUGGGGAGAGGUAGCAGUCAGGUGCAACUGUUCAUUGAAUUGACCAGCCAUGGCACCAAUAGUUUGUGAGAGUGGUUGGUAAGCUCUGCUGCCUAGGCAGAACGUGCUAAUGUGUUCUAUUCAUGUGCAAAUCUGCAUGUGGCAUUCUCCUUCCUCAGUAGAGCUGUAGCCGAUUGGUGCACCUCUACGAUCCAAACCCAAGCUUGUGUGUUUAUUUGCUUUCGUGAAGUACCUAAUAAAAUGAAUGCCCCUCAACAUGCUCAGCAGCAACUUUUGUACAUUGAGGCAUUCAUAGUUAUAGGCACAGCCCCUUGAGAACCAUGAGUGAUACUUGUGAUUUUGAUGUAAAAAAAAAGUGCUUACUUAGAGACAAGCAUGGUGAGAAAAUUUAAGAAUGAUAUCACUACAUGCACAUUAUCUGACAAAGGAUAAGUGACAUAUACCUACACAUUGGUGCAUUUUCUUGUCGGCUUCACUGUUGGGUCGCACAGUUAUGAUAAUGUUGCACAGUUAUGCAAGUUUGUUUAUUCACGUUGCCCCUAAAGGCCCUCCAGGAGAGGGUAUUACAUAGGCGGGGGUGGGGGGUACCCUUGCAAAUACUCUUGCAUCCCCAUUUAUGACACUACCACUGAGAGCUAGCUUACAUGUUGUAUUAUCUGCGGUGUUUGUUUGCGUAGUGCUUGGUCUAACUGAUGUGGAUUUUAAAUAGGCUAUGUUGCUCAUUUUUUAGACGUUUUUAAGAAAAUUGCUUUGUCACCUCUAAGCAACUGUUUUGUCAAUGUAUCUUGUCACCUCAUGGCAGUUGUUUAGCCCAUGCUUUGUUGAUGUACAUCUGUGCAUAAUUUUUAUUCACCAAUAAAAAGUGAAAUUUUCUGGA
This is a messenger RNA of Dermacentor andersoni, 3943 nucleotides long. RefSeq lists its product as uncharacterized. NCBI's taxonomy places the organism in Eukaryota, Metazoa, Arthropoda, Arachnida, Ixodida, Ixodidae. The record is from RefSeq and is a predicted model, not a curated record.